UCUCCCUUAGUCCCCGCUUCCACCCCACUUCCUCGUUGACAUUAUUCACUUCUUUUCUCUCUCUUUCUCAAUUUUUUUUAUUCCGUUACUUUCUCUCUCUAAAGCCCUCCGGCGAUGCAAGGCCUACGACGCUGCUCCAACGACCUCCUCCUCCUCGACCUAUCUCCGCCUUCCUCCGUCCCCUCCACCGCCUCCCUUUCCAUCGACGUUGCCGAGUCCGCCGAGACACGAAUCCGUCGCCUCAUCUCCGAACAUCCAGUCAUCAUCUUUAGCCGCACUUCUUGUUGCAUGUGCCACGUCAUGAAGAAGCUUCUCGCCUCCAUCGGCGUUCACCCUACCGUCAUCGAAUUAGACGACCACGAGAUCGACGCUCUCGCCUCCUUCUCCUCCACCACACCCGCAGCCACUCCUGCCGUUUUCAUCGGUGGCUCCUAUGUCGGCGGCCUUGAAUCCCUCGUCGCACUCCACCUCAGCGGCCACCUCGUACCUAAGCUUGUCGAAGUCGGCGCUCUCUGGGUAUGACUUUGAAUCACCCACAUCCCUUGUAAUUUCAAUUCCAAUUUAUAUCAUUGUAAUUUAAAAAAAAAAAAAAAAAAAAAAAAAAAAAAUUUAAACAAAUAAUAAUGGAUCUAUGGUGUUGUUGUUGGUGGUGAAAUCAAUAAUUAAAAACCCCGAUGAUGCUGGAGAAAAGGAAAUUGGGAAGAAUAAUCCCGGUACGAUGGCGGCGAGUAGGCUAUUUUAGUAUACUCGCGAGAUAAGGCAUGACACGUGGUCGGAUGAGGAAGAUGAAAUGAAAGCAGUAGGACUGGUGGGUCCCACGUAAAUUAUUAAGUAAUCAGCACCGUUGAAUAUGUAGACUUUUGUAUUUAUACUUAUACACUACUCUUUUACUGUUUUGAAUAUAUAUUUUUUUUUUUAGCGUUAUGCAAGUUAAUCUAUAUAAUUAAGAGAAUCUAAGUAGGGUUUAGGGUUUAGAUUAAGAGAAAAAUGAGUAAUUAAUGGUAUAAUUAUUUAA
Messenger RNA from Cucurbita pepo subsp. pepo (vegetable marrow), 1015 nucleotides. RefSeq names its product Thioredoxin superfamily protein. NCBI's taxonomy places the organism in Eukaryota, Viridiplantae, Streptophyta, Magnoliopsida, Cucurbitales, Cucurbitaceae. The record is from RefSeq and is a predicted model, not a curated record.